This is a messenger RNA of Suncus etruscus (white-toothed pygmy shrew), 975 nucleotides long. Its product is annotated as olfactory receptor 10AG1-like. NCBI's taxonomy places the organism in Eukaryota, Metazoa, Chordata, Mammalia, Eulipotyphla, Soricidae. Gene Ontology annotation, cellular component: membrane. Bases 1 to 975 code for a protein of 324 amino acids. Gene Ontology annotation, biological process: G protein-coupled receptor signaling pathway. The transcript has a single exon. Gene Ontology annotation, molecular function: olfactory receptor activity; G protein-coupled receptor activity. The record is from RefSeq and is a predicted model, not a curated record.
AUGGAAUCCUCAGAACAAAAUCCCUCAAGGGAAAACUAUACUACAGUGGUGGAAUUCAUUCUAAUCAGUUUCUCUGACGUUCCUGAACUUCAAGGAUUUCUUUUUGGAGUAUUUUUGACAAUCUAUGCAACAAUUUUGAUGGGAAAUAGCCUGAUUCUUAUAAUAACCAAAACUGAUGCUUCCCUCCAGACCCCCAUGUAUUUUUUCCUUGGGAAUUUUUCUUUCUUGGAAAUAUGCUUUGUGUCAGUCACUGCCCCCAGAUUACUAGCAGAUCUUUGUAGACAAAACAGAAAUAUUUCCUUUGUGGCCUGUGCUAUUCAAAUGUAUUUUUUUCUAAUCUUGGGUGCUACUGAGUGCUUUUCUCUCACUGUAAUGGCUUAUGAUAGGUACGUCGCCAUUUGUAACCCAUUACUGUACCAUCUUAUCAUGAACAAUAGAUUUUGCAUUCAAUUGGCAAUGGUCUGUUGGGUCAGUGCAAUUCCAUUAUACACUGGGUUCACCUACCAUGUCUUCUCUCUAUCCUUCUGUGGUCCUAAUGAGAUGAAUCAUUUCUUCUGUGACAUACCACCAGUAGUUAAGCUUGCUUGUGGGGACAUAUUCAUGACUGAGAUGUUUGUUUAUGCAAUUGCUGUUUUUGUUGCUGCCACUCCUUUUAUACUGAUACUGGGAUCAUAUGUGAACAUCAUCUCUACUAUUCUGAAGCUGCCAUCAGCAACUGGAAGAGCCAAGGCUUUCUCUACUUGCUCUUCUCAUCUCACUGUUGUGAUUUUAUUUUUUGGAUCUGGCAUCAUUGUAUACUUUAAACCAAUAUCCAGUCCUUCCACUGGCAUGGAGAAAAUAUUAUCCCUAAUAUAUACCAUUGUCAUACCCAUGUUUAACCCAAUGAUAUACUGUUUGAAAAACAAAGAUGUUAUGGUGGCACUGAGAAGAUUUCUACUAAAAUUCAAAAGCAUAGCAUUUUACUCUAAAGCAUAA